This is a messenger RNA of Talaromyces rugulosus, 1041 nucleotides long. RefSeq lists its product as uncharacterized. The record is from RefSeq and is a predicted model, not a curated record. NCBI's taxonomy places the organism in Eukaryota, Fungi, Ascomycota, Eurotiomycetes, Eurotiales, Trichocomaceae. Gene Ontology annotation, molecular function: protein binding. The transcript has a single exon. The coding region runs from base 1 to 1041 and encodes 346 amino acids.
AUGGCCACCAACACCCUCGCCGUCGUCAGCCAGAGCGGCGAGACCCUAAACUUUUACGAUCUCACUACCGGCACAAAGACCGGACAAAUCGAGAAGCUCCGCGCAGAGCCACAUGAACUUUGCUACGACUCUCGCUCAAACCUGCUAUAUGUCACACACGCCUACGAAUGGGGGUGGUACCCUCAACACGGCGAGUUUAGCAAGGUGAUUAGUGUUGUGGACGCGCAGACAAGAGCGCUUGUCGAGGAGAUUCCAACCUAUCCAGCAUCUGGCGCACACUAUGCGAUUCUGGACGAAGCACACGAUAUCCUGUAUGCUUCGUGCGAGAAUGGGAUUGGGGAUUUCCACCACAGUGGCGGUAUUAUUGCCAUUGAUCUCAAGACGAAAAAAGUCAUCAAGGCAAUUCCAAGUGAAUGGAAAAGCCACUGGUUCGUAAUGACUCCAGACGGCAAAAGAGCAUACACUUGCAACAAAGAGGCCGGCUUUAUUUCGAUAAUCGAUCUUGUUAAUGAGAAAAUGGUUGGCAAGAUUGAUAUCCCUGGUGGGUGUGAACAGCCAGGAAUAUCACAAGAUGGGAAAUAUGCGUACUUUCCUACACCUACAAUCGGCUUUGCCUUGGCCCAAAACUCCCCAGAGUAUGCCAUCAAAGUUAUCGAUACAAGUUCAGAUCAGAUUGUGAAAUCCAUUCCACUGGAUACUGGAGCAUUGACGAUCCAUGUUGAUAAGCAAGAUAGAUUGCUUCUUGGCCAGUACUGCUUCGAAAAAAACAGCUCCGGGGUGAAACACCGAAAUGGAAGACUUCUUGUGUUGUCCCCAGAAGACUUUAAAGAGAUUUCUUCCUACCCGACAGACGUCUGCCCACUCACGGUCUUCUCGUCGCCGGACGGGAAAAGGGCGUUUGCAGCCAAUAUUUUCUCGGGGACGGUUACUGUCGUCGACCUUGAGGAUCAGAAAGUGGAGAGGACUUUGGAUGUAGACACUGUGAAGCCACACGGGAAAGGGAUGUUGCAAGGUGCGCAUGGGUUGGCUUUGAUUCCAUGA